UUGACUUCCGUCAGUCGCAUUUCCGUUGAGAAUGUAGAAAUAAACCAAACAGAUACAAAAAAAUAACAUUUUGAGCCCUCAGUUUGACAUUUAUGAGAUUGGAAAAUACUGAUAUGUAGCAGAAAGUCAGCAUUGAGAACAUGUCCAGGAUGAAAAGUGGGACACGUAGGAAGUGUAGUACUUGCUGCUCAGAUGGACAACAGUAUAAUUAUCAUCCAAGCAAGGAAAUUUUUCAUCAUCUAUUUAAAAGACAAUAUUCAGGAACAUGUACAAAUGCUCAAAAAAUUGUCAAUGACUAUGUUUCACACCAGGCCCCAGGAUUAAUGAAAGAAAAAGAAUAUGAUCUGGGAAGUAACAAUAAAGUAUUUGCAUCUAAAUGGCUAGAUGAUAAGCAAGUUGUUUUUGGAACAAAAUGCAACAAGUUGAUGGUAAUGGAUGUUUAUACAGGACGAAAUAUUCAGAUUCCAUCUUUAAAAAGCAGUGAUGAGAGUACACCAGCUGAUUGUCCAUGUGGUAUACACGCUAUAGCUCUUAACCCAUCAGAAUCCCUCCUGGCAACAGGUGGAGAGAAUACAAAUGAUUUGGCAAUAUACAUGCUUCCCACUUUUGACCCUGUUAUGGUUGGUGAGUGUUCACAUUCAGACUGGAUAUUUGAUAUAGAAUGGGUAGAUGAUGAGUAUGUCUUGACAGGUUCAAGAGACAGUCAGUUAGCUUUGUGGAAAGUAGAUAAUUUAGAAAAAAAUGAAUCUACAGAAAGCACAAGUUUACAGUUCCCAGAAUAUACUAUUAAGAAACCAGAAGUGGUUAAACUAUGUGAUAAAGCUCAGAAAGUCAGGGCAUUGUGUUUUGAUUAUAAUAGAAAGGAAUUAGGUGUAUUGUCAUUAAAUGCGUAUUUCCAUAUAUGGGAUGUAGAAUCAUUUUCGCCUGUCAGCAGUAGAAAAUUAUUCCACUCUAGAGAGAAUGUAUGUAUGGCUGUUUCUAUAGAUAAGACGAUGUAUGCAGUGGGAUCUCAAUCUCAUAUCAAUUUGGUAGACCCAAGGUCACCUAAUACUUUAACAACUGUGAUAUCUAAAUACAGAGGUGGUGGUGUGCGGUCACUGAGUUUUAAAGGAGACAUACUAACAAUUGGAACAGGUGUUGGACAUGUGUUGUUCUUUGAUGUUAAAGGUGGAAAAUACAUAGAAACUGAAUGUGGGGAUGUGUGUUCACUUAAGGUUGCCAAAGGCUGGUUGCUGCAUGAUGAAAACUAUCGAGAGUUUUUUAUGGAACACCUUUAUCCAAAUGCUAUAUAUACACAUCAAUAUGACCACACAGGAACUAGACUGUUUACAGCUGGAGGACCAUUACCAGCUGGGCUCUGGGGAAAUUAUGCUGGACUAUGGUAUUAGUAUUUCCAUUUCUCGAUUGACGGAAGAAGGUAGCCAUGUAAGGAUGAUUGAUUGCAAACCUGGACUAAAAUUGUUUUCUGGAGUUCAUCACCUCAAUGGUUUGAAUCGUAAUACACAUGCCAAAAAAGUGUACUGAAAAUGGCAUUGAUGAAGGAAUGUUCAAGGAAUCGUAUGCAUGUAAAACAAAGUUCAUAAAUUCACUUUAUUCAAUUUUGUUUCAUUGUAAGAAACAAGUUAUGGUCAGUACUGUUUUGUAUAACAACCACAGAUCAUUGUAGAUAAUCUCAUCAAUGGACCUUAUUAGAGACACCCCAGUUAGUUCCAUUGAAAUAUUGUUUUAUCCAUUUUUGCAUAAAAAGGCUGUUGUUGAGUCAAGUUUUGUUACAUUUUUGCCUUUUUAGUUUUCUGAAUAUCUUGUAUAAAAUGAACUAGUAUUUUUGGAAUUGUUGAGGCUAAAAAUUGGUCAUAUUGGAAGUUACUCAAAGCUAUCUAUUUUAGUUCUUUCUCUGGGUGUAUGUACUUUAAAAUUUUCUUAAUAUGCAAUACACUUAUUUCAGUGGGCAUCAACUGUAAAAUGUAUUAAUUAGGCAUAACAAAUUCAUAAUGUUAUUAGAACAAUAAAGAACAUGGAGUAGAUGGACUUUUAUAUAAACAAAAGUGGUUAGAAAUAAUGGGUAUGAUACACAUAUACAUAUAUAUGUCCCAAUUUAUAAAAUAUAUAAAAUAACUGGCAAAGUCUUUCUUGGAGUAUUGUCAUAAGUGACUAUAAACAACAGACUAUCUUUCUUGGGUACAAUAUACAAUUUAUAAAGAUAUUUGACAUGGAAGUUCAGUAUUUGUGUAAUUAAGAAUAAUAUCCCUUCAAUGGGAAUAUGAGUUACUGAUAUUCGGAUGACUCAGUAGAAAUAAACAUUGGUUCAUAUCACCACAUCAUGUUUUGUAUUGGAAUUCACAUUCAUGAAUAUUUAUAAAACCAUUUUAUAAUUUAAAUUAUUUAUUAUUUUGAUUUUAAAAAUGAGAAUAAAUCAAAUAAGAAAUGAACUCAUUUUGUAAAUUUGUUACACUUUUCCCUUUACAUAUUCAUUAAUUAUUAAUGAUUAUGCUUGAAAAGGAAUUUUAAUUUUUCAUACAAACAUUUUUGGUGGCCUUCAUCUGUUUUCUGCUCUUUGGUCGGGUUGUUCUCUCUUUGACACAUUCCCCAUUUCAAUUCUCAAUUUUAUUUUUCUUCAGAAAAGCAUGAAACAGGUUUUUUUUUUUAUGAGCAGUUUAGUUUGAUAUUAAGAAUAUAAAAUUUUAUUUUGCAAUUCUAUUGUUAACAGUACCAAAACAUAUCUUUUGAAGAAAUAAUGCUUUUACUAAAGCAAUGUCUUCCUAAUCUAGACAUCACAGCUUUGGAAAAAAAACUUUUAAUGUAUAAAGUGAAAAUUUGUGAAAAUGUAAUGACAUUUUUUUAAGUUAAAAUUGUUAUACACUGCCAUGCUGAUUUAUGUUGAAAUAGUUUUAUUUAAUUUUUUUGUGUAUGCCUGUUAUGAAAGAGCACAGAUUGAUGUAGUGAAACCUUUGCUUGUUGUGAUAAAGCAAGGAUAACUGUUAUGAAUAUUUGUAUAAAACAUAAUUAGAUGCAUUUAAUUACUAAAUUAAAGGUUAAACUACUUGGGGAAAGUUUGAAAUUUAACCAAAUUAAAGAAGAUUUUAUUUAGAUAAGUUGCAAAAAUUUUGAAAUGAAGUUGCACAUAUGGUACAUUUAUGAUUUACUUUUCAACCAGAAUUUUAUCAAGACUAAUGAAUUUUAAACAGAAUGUGUGGCUGAAUGUUCAAAAAUAAUAUAGUGAGUGACAGUUUAGUAUGAUGUGUUCAUGUGUUGUUUACACAUAAAUUUGAUGUAUGAGAGGUGAAAGCUGUCGAUACAUAGAAUGAUGACAGAAAAGUUUGGAAAAGUAGAUGAACGGUAAUAUUAAAAUCAGUUGGGUUAUCCUGAGAUGCAAUUAAAUAUUUUGUGUUUUAAUUGAAGUGUUAAUGUAGUCUCUGACUAUACUGUCUUCAUAAAUCUGUUUACUAUAAACAAUAUUGCAAUAUCUCCAAGAGGAAAUUUUUAUAUAAAGUUGACAUUCACACUGAAUAUUACUGCAUUGGAAUUGUCUCAAUAUUCUUGGUUAGUGUCUUAUUUUUGUUAUUUUUUUUUUAAAUCACUGUUCUAAAACAACAUAAAAAACCUCUGAUGAUAUAUCAGAAGUGUUCUAUAAUGAUGUAAAAAUGAUAUACUUUUCCACUGAAAAUGUCAUACAUUAAAAAUAGAAUGGAA
Molecule: messenger RNA, 3690 nt
Organism: Mytilus californianus (California mussel)
Lineage: Eukaryota; Metazoa; Mollusca; Bivalvia; Mytilida; Mytilidae
Product: DDB1- and CUL4-associated factor 12-like
Exons: 9
Coding region: 141-1388 (415 amino acids)
Cellular component (GO): Cul4-RING E3 ubiquitin ligase complex
Molecular function (GO): protein binding
Source: RefSeq, a predicted model, not a curated record